ACGGUCCAGGGGGUAGCAAAAAAAAGGGAACGAACCCACAGCGUCAACAACCGGACUCGAUAGAUCGAUCAGCCUUCUAGAUGCCCUCCGGCGGCGGCGGCGGCGGCGCGGCGUGGCGCCACCUGCUCCUGCUCCUGACAGCCCUUCCCCUCACGCUCGCCGCCCUGGCGUUCGCGCUCCAGUGGCGCGGCGGCGGCGUCGACGACCCAACCUUGCGCUGGCCCUCUCACGCCUUCCCCGGCAUGGCCGAGCCCACGCCACCGUCCCUCCCCUCCUCGGCCUGCGCCGAUGUCCUCGUGGGAGCCUCCGCCCCCUCCUUCCCCUAUCUCCGCGGCUGGUCCUUCUCCUCCGACUCGGACGCAGGCCUCCACCCCAAGAUAUGCGUGCAGACGAGCACCUCCGCAGGGCUGGAGCAGAUCCUGCCCUGGCUCUUCUAUCACAAGGUCAUCGGCGUGGCGCAGUUCCUCCUCUUCGUGGAGGGGAGGGCGGCCAAACCCCAUGUGGCGGGGGUCCUCGAGUCUAUUCCUGGGGUAAAAGUGGUGUACAGAACCAAGGAGCUUGAGGAGCAGCAGGCGCGGAGUCGAAUCUGGAACGAGACCUGGCUUGCAGGUUUUUUCUACAAACCUUGCAACUAUGAACUCUUUGUGAAGCAAUCACUCAACAUGGAGAUGGCUAUUGUAAUGGCACGGGAUGCUGGCAUGGAUUGGAUCAUACAUCUAGACACUGAUGAGUUACUAUAUCCCGGUGGAGCUGCUGAGUAUUCGGUUAGGCGUUUGUUAGCCGAGGUCCCUCAUGAUGCUGACAUGGUUAUUUUUCCAAACUAUGAAAGCAGUGUUGAGCGUGACAAUAUAAAAGAUCCAUUCAGCGAAGUAUCUAUGUUCAAGAAGAAUUAUGAUCAUCUCCCUAAAGAUACUUACUUUGGCAUGUAUAAGGAAGCAACACGAGGAAAUCCUAACUAUUUUCUCACUUACGGUAAUGGAAAAUCUGCUGCACGAAUUCAAGACCAUCUCCGUCCUAAUGGCGCACACAGAUGGCAUAACUAUGCAAAGAGCCCAAAUGAGAUCAAGUUGGAGGAGGCUGCAGUUCUGCACUAUACAUACACCAAAUUUUCAGAUUUGACAUCUAGACGUGAUCGCUGUGGAUGCAAGCCUACAAAAGAAGAUGUUAAAAGAUGUUUUAUGUUGGAUUUUGACAGAGCAGCUUUUAUAAUUGCAUCAACUGCUAGUGAAGAGGAAAUGCUUCGCUGGUACAAUGAACGUGUUGUGUGGAAUGACAAGCAGCUCAAUCUAAAGCUUCUCAGGAAAGGAGUGCUAACUCGCAUAUACACCCCAAUGGCAAUUGUUCAAGGUUUGCGAGAAUCUGGUGUCUUCACUUCUGUCAUUGCAGCUGGCCAACCUGUUGUGAAUGAUAAACUCUCACCGAAGAAAACCAACGCCCAAAGCCAAAAUGCUACUAGGCCUGGAAAUGUGCCAAGAAAGUUGAUCGUAGCUGAUUCUGAGGCAUCUACUAGGAAAAUAUUGCAAGCUGUUGAGCCUAUCGUCUGGGAUGUUGAUAUAGCUGCUAUUCCACCCUUGUCGCCGCCCACUUUAGAUGAUCAUCAUAAGUAUACAUAGUAAAUAUCAUACAAAAAUAAAUUAGUGACAUCAGCAUGGAUGGUCUAACUUUUUUACAAUGUGCAGCAGCUGAAUUUUGCAGGCUCUUUUUGGCGAUCAAAAGAAUAUGCCGAAAACAUUGAUUGAUGUAGUGCUUUUUUGGCCAGACAAUUUUCAACAGUUUUGUACAUGAGCUUUAUAGUUAUUAACAUGGAGUUUACUAGUAA
Phragmites australis (common reed) is the source of this 1819-nucleotide messenger RNA. Its product is annotated as glycosyltransferase-like At2g41451. The coding region runs from base 81 to 1613 and encodes 510 amino acids. The record is from RefSeq and is a predicted model, not a curated record. NCBI's taxonomy places the organism in Eukaryota, Viridiplantae, Streptophyta, Magnoliopsida, Poales, Poaceae. Gene Ontology annotation, biological process: cellulose biosynthetic process; response to abscisic acid. The transcript has 11 exons.